CACUGACUCUGGUUCUAUAUUUAACCUGCAGGCCAACUCUCACUCACACAUACUCGACAUAAACGAGGACGCAGGCAGACAACGAGCAGGAUGGAGGAGGAGGCUCCAGCCCGGUGCUCUGUGGCUGAACUUGCAGGACGAUUCAAAGGCUCAGCUCCUCCACACGACGCUGGUGGACAGGAAACUGAGAAACCGGUGAGACGACGACCUCCUCGCUCCUUACAGCUGCCCAAAACCCAUGCAGACAACCACGAGCAGCCUGCAGGCGUCCCCUCCUCUGUACCUGUCAAAGCCAAGAGGAACUCAGCACUGAUAGAGAAGCUACAGGCCAACCUCGCUCUUUCUCCCACGGCGCUGCUCCCCUCUCCAAAAAGCCCCGGCUUCAGACUCCUGCCUCCCGCCUUCCCCUCGCCCUCCUCCGGCUCUGCCCCUGUUACCACAGUAACCCCAACCCCAUCCACACCCACUCCCAUCAGUCCUGUCGUCGCCUCACCUUUAACUAAAGAAGAAGGCCCGGCCACCUUUGAAGCCCCUCCCACCGCAGCAGAGGGAUCCAUCUUGUCCAAUAUCAACAAGGGCAGAGCUCGCCACUCCAUCCGGCGACGACCACCAUCCCGCCGCAGCAGGAAGUCCAGCAGCGGUGACGACGUCAACAACACCAUUGAUGGAGGGGACACCUGCUUGAGCUCACCGAAUGAACCUAAAGAUGAAACCAAAGAAAAAGAAGGAGAAGGAGAAAAGAAGGAAGUUAAACCAGACGAGGUGACGGAGGAGAAGACAGAAACAAAAAAUGAAACCCAGAAGAAGAGCAUUCAGAGAACAACGCUGAGCCCAGAGAGGAACAAGAUAGAGGAGAAGGAGGAGACAAACUGGAGACGAGGGGGGAGGUGGAGGAGACGGUUCUUCAUCAGGGAGAGAAGAGAGGAGGAGGAGGAGAAGGAAGAGAAAAACUCUGCAGAAAAACACAAAGAAGAAUCAACUGAAACACCAACAAACACAGACAGCAGAGAGGAAGAAAAGAGCCAAGUGAUUUUUCCUGACGAGACAGUGUGUCAAAGUCCAGCUAGCUGAGUCUGAACUCUGCAGCCAUGUGGAGCCCCUAGAGGGAGAGGGAGACCCUGUAGCUGUCAAGAGGGUCUGGACUUACACUGAGGACAUAUCAAGAAGCCAUCUGUGUCUUUUGUAUCUUUGAUGUGAUGGAGACGAAGCAGAGGAACAGAAUGAACCUUCUGGUCCUGUAAAGUAUCAUGACUAUGUUUAAACUGGAGCUCAGGCUGUGAUCUCAUAUGAAGGAAACUUCUGGAAACAGCUGAUCUGAAUGUGCUUUUUUUCUAACCCUCCAACCAAAUCUUUUUACACUGCAGCCUUGAUGCAUUUUUUUGUAAGAAUAUAAUGUGAAUUUAGUCUUUUCAUUUUUAUGAUAUAGAGCUUUGACUGACGACGAUGAUUGUGUUGAAUUAUUUGUGUUUGUCUCCUCACACACUCUCGGCUGUCAGAGAUAAAAUAUCAAGCCUUAUCAGCUUUAUGAUUAUUUUUAUAUAAUGUUUUUAAAACUGUGUAAAGACUCAACACGCUAAAAAAAAACUGUACAUUUGAAGUAUUUGUAUCUGAAAUGUUACAUUGUGCCUCAAAGCUCUGGAAGUAAAAUUAAAAUGCCUUUUUUGUCUAUA
Molecule: messenger RNA, 1670 nt
Organism: Notolabrus celidotus (New Zealand spotty)
Lineage: Eukaryota; Metazoa; Chordata; Actinopteri; Labriformes; Labridae
Gene: dub
Product: duboraya
Exons: 7
Coding region: 91-1071 (326 amino acids)
Source: RefSeq, a predicted model, not a curated record